AUGCCUAAAGAUCCUCCUCCCGUGUAUGAGCCGUAUAUGCGGCCAGUGAACAAGGACGGUAAAAGGUCAUGGUAUGCCAGCGACAUUAUGGUCUACUACAUCCUUCCCGAACCCUUGAAGCCCGAUGAAGUCGUCAGUCGAGCCGGCGAUCUCAAGCUCGACCGCACCAAGGCCUAUUACUGGGUGGCUGGAAGUCCCAACGUCGAUUGGAUCCCAUUCAUUCCUAAGGGCUGGCGCGUUGUACAAGCGAGGGCGGAUGGGAGAUAUGGAGAAGACGACCGCACUCAGUAUCCUAUCUACGCUGUCGACGGAUACCUGUACACGGCAGCCAUGCCUACCGACGUCCCCGAGCGCCCUCUCCUCAAGUUCACGCCUUAUCCUUCCGACUGCCCCUUGAUCUCCAGCUACGAUUCUUCCUGCGAGGUCCGGAUGUUGAAGCCUGGCGUGUUGGAGAGAUAUCGAAGAUACAGGGACGACUACGCGAGGAUUGCGCGCGACUAUCUCAAGGAGAGAGAGAAGUUGGGCAGGGGAGCAGAAAACAGCACAUUUCUCAAAGCGAUGGUCACACAUAUGGACGAUCUUCUCAUGCGACUCGAAACCUGCCCGAUGACCUACAAAGAGCUUCUACUCGCCAACGCCGAAUUCCAAUGCGCGUGCCUCGACAUCCACGCCUGGGUGGAUUUCAUGACGAUCUUUCUCCCUCGCACCCAGGGCGUGUUGGAACCAGGAGAACGCCCUCCGGAGGUCGACACCAAUCGUAUGGGGGCCAUCACGGAAGAUUGGCUUAUGGCACAGCGAUUGUACAGGAUGGGACUCCCGUGCUUUUAUCUCCAGCCGUCGUUUAGAGUGCUCAAGCAUGGACCAGCACGCAACUGUGUGUUACACGGCGCCGUACACCCAAGACAGCCGACGAUCGUUCUUGACCACUACAAGGAGGGUCUCGUGGUGUCGCCUUAUCCCCCCAUCGCUGAAGGAACCCCGUCGCCAGAGCUGUACAGACCGACGCAGCGACUGGGUUGUGCUAUGAUCGAUCUGCGCCUUCCAAGCGGACGAGGGGCCAUAGGUCCUGAUGGGUAUCCUCGCCAACCGACCCGAGUCAAUGCGGCCCUCCAACCCCAGCAUCUCGCGACCUUCUCUCCAUUCACACGUCAUCUCGCCCAAGGCAGCGCAGCGUCGGCAUCCCAGGAAGCAUCCGCCUCCCCUUCCACUCAAUCAAACCGAGUCGUCGUAUUCACCAGAUCAUCGUCAAGUUCAUCAACAUCGACAGGCCCGUCUAGUUCCAGCCAGCCUUUAUCGACCAGAUCGUUAUCAAGCUCGUCGAUUUCGCCAACCCUCUCUACUGCUAGCCAUCCGAUAGGAUCGAAAACCUCGACGUCAGCGCGAUUGGAAAGGCGCGAAUUACUCCCGCCCCUCAACGAGUCGCAGUUGGAACGAUUCAAAUCCAUCUGUAUUCCUUUCUGGCCUCAGCCCGUAGAUGCAUGGCAGGCAGCACUCAAGGCCGUGGACGUGAAGCAGCCUCGCUAUCGCCGCGAAGGUUGGAAGUUGGGCUUUGGAGUCCCUGAUCCCAUUAUGUUGGCGAGGGCAGAUGAUCGGGCGACUCUCGUUUUAGCUUGGCUUUUGGCUCGACCUCAUCAACUCAACUCGCUUUUCAAAGCGACAGGGACUAUCGGGUACGCAUCGGAAGGAGAAGCUCCCGAGCUGACGUCAGACCUGUGGCGAGGGUUCUUCCAUCGUCUUAAAAGUGCCUUGUCGAGAAAGCAAGUUCUUCCACCCGCCGACGAAACAAUCAACGUGAAGCGGAUCGUCCAAAACCCACCGAAGCCUAAUGCACCGCCCCAAGCAAAGAAAGGUGUUCCUAUCUCGAGAGUGCUGCCUCCAUUCCUUCCUCAAAAGCCAGUAGCCGCCUCGUUACCGGCCUUACCACCGUCGCUUCCCAGCAAGCCGAUCACCCAAACGUCAAAAUCCGCACGACUGUCGUCACACCAGUCCUCUUCCUCUUUGCAAUCGCCUCUUGCGUCUUCCUCGUCUUCGCCUUCAUCCACACCUUCAUCGUCACACUCCCAGCCACCCUCUAAGUCGAAGGAGAUUUGUCGGCCAAUUGCGCAUUUCGACAGAUUGCUGCAGAUUGCUUCGUCGACUUCCACUCUCAGCUAUGGGAGUUUGAGCGUGGAGCUCCAAACUGAUGCCGUCGCCAGCGCCCUUACGGAAGGAUUGGUUGCGGAGGUGAUAUGGGAACUGCACGAGACCAACUGGCGUCUCGAAUUACUUUUCAUGGAUCGAACGAAGGCGCCCUCCAAAUGGCCUCCCGGUACGACACAAGAAGAUACGCAGGCUCGUUGGGAGAGAGACCAACAAGUUCGGUCUAUUUUCGGAUUAGCCUUGGGAGAAGACGAUGUCACUGCGGUCACUCCGACAUAUGUCGUCUACGAAAUUCCGAAUUCCGAUGGUUUCUGGUCUUCGAGCGAUUGGCGGAUCCGUCGAACAGGCGUUCGCCGCUUGGUAAAACUCAUGAAAGACUGGGACGGUUGUCCAACGGACAUUAAAGGAGGGCUUCCGGAUAGUGAUUUACGCUAUUACCUGCAGGCUGAGCAACGAGUCCUGGGUUAUUACUGCACGGCGUUCUUUGAGGAGUUUGGAAGGGCCCCGGUUGUUCCUUGCCGCCUACCCCAAGUAUCUCUCCAUCGCGACCAUCCGCUCUCCCUUCGUCCACGUGCAACAACGUCAUCAACAUCGUGA
This is a messenger RNA of Coprinopsis cinerea okayama7#130, 2736 nucleotides long. RefSeq lists its product as hypothetical. The coding region runs from base 1 to 2736 and encodes 911 amino acids. The transcript is spliced from 3 exons. The record is from RefSeq and is a predicted model, not a curated record. NCBI's taxonomy places the organism in Eukaryota, Fungi, Basidiomycota, Agaricomycetes, Agaricales, Psathyrellaceae.